AGUUAUAAAAAAAAGAUUAAAUUUAAACAAAAAGCUAAACAAUACCAAAAAAAAAAAUAAUAACAAAACCACGACACUGAAAAAAAGCUUUUUAAAUACAUAAAGUGUGUGAGUGUAUAUGUCAAAAGUUGACUAGCACGUGCAUACAUUAUAUAGUCAAUGAUAUCUAGACAAUAUUGUGUCACAACAACAACAGCAACAACAACAAAAAUCAUGACAACAUUAACUACAAAUGCUGCUACUACUUCCAAAGCAACAGCUGCAUCAACACCACUAAAUUCCCACGACAAAUGCUUCUCUACACCUCAACAAACUGAUUCCAAAUCGUCCCAAUACUAUCAACUUAACAACAUCUGUAUCAACCGGAAAGUAAAUGAAGCUUCCAAUAACAAUGAAACUGUUACACCAACCACAUGUACUUCGUAUGUGGAGGCUGCAGCUGUUAUAGCACCCAAAUAUUCAACCGUUCCUAAUGUUCAGGAAGAGGAGGCCAAAAUUUCUGUGGACGCUUGUGUCCAUACGGUUAGACCUUUCACUGUGAUAUUACCUGAACAGUUGGCUGAGAAUGAACAUGUAGCCUUGACGGGAGAUUCUCAGGCUUUGGGUGAAUGGCAAUUGGAUCGUUGUGUUACAUUGACUCAAAACAAAGGCAGUUUGGAGUGGUCGGCCAAUGUAAUGUUGCAAGCUUGUGCUAAUAAUAUAAAUUAUCGUUAUUUUAUAUAUGCUGAAGAUCACUUGGGUCGCAAACAGAUCAGACGUUGGGAGACCCAUUUGAAACCACGACAACUGACCUCUUGCAUUAAUAAUUGUCGUAAUGUAGACAUUUUUGGUGAAGUGGCGUCGGGAGAGGUGCAACUUAAUCGUGGCUGGUUGAAUAAUGAAAUGAUUUUGCAGUUAAAAUUUGAGCGCGAGAAAAUGUUCCAGGUGCAUGAUAUUAAUAAAUUUGAUCCAGAAAAUGUUUAUAUUAAAGUGGUGGCGUUAGGAGAGGAUUUAACUACCUCACUGGAUGCUGAGAAGACGGGAAUUAAUGUGGAGUUUGCUAAAAUGAGAUAUAAUGAAAGUGUUUUAAAACCUCAACCUGUAGAGGGAGUGCCACAUAAACGCAAUGAGGUGGUGAUUUUCCAUUUAACUGUACCCUUAGAGUUGGAGGUUUCAUAUGCUUUAGAAUUUUACUCACAACAGCAGCAAUUAAUGGGAAAAGCUUACAUUUUGGCGGACCAGUUGAGGGGUAGUCAAGGUGAACUUUUGCUGGAGAUCAAGGAUACAAAAGAAACUGUGAUAGCACGCUUAACUUUACCCUAUUUAUUGGUUAAGCCUUUUAGUGAUAAACAACUGUUAGAUUUUCGUACUACUUAUGCCCAUUAUUGGCCUAAAACCUGGCCCAAUUUAGAUGUGGGACACCGCGGCAAUGGCAAGAGUUAUAUAGCCAAUGCCCCUGCAGAAAGAGAGAAUACCAUUUCCUCCUUUUUAAAAGCUUAUGAAGUAUUUGCCGAUAUGAUUGAAUUGGAUGUUCACCUAACGGCCGAUGGCAUACCUGUGAUAUAUCAUGAUUUUGGAGUGCGUACCGCCCCACAAGGCAAAGAGGUUAAAGAUGUGUCGCAAUUGGAAUAUGUGCUCUUGAAAGACAUGACCUAUGAGGCCAUUAAGGAAUUACGUGUCUUUGCCAUUAUCAAUAAUGAAAUUAAGGAAUAUCCGGCCCAUAAUAAAGAACCGGUAUUUGAGAAACGCAUCUUUCCUACUUUAGAGGAGGUGCUAGAAGCUUUACCCAAAACAUUGGGUAUAGAUGUGGAGAUAAAAUGGCCUCAACGUAAGAUCAAAGGAGGCGUAGAGGCUGAACAAACCAUAGAUAAGAAUUUCUUUAUUGAUACCGUUUUAAAAGUGAUAUUACAAAAAGGUUGUGGACGUCCUUUAAUAUUCUCCAGUUUUGAUGCUGAUAUCUGCACCAUGCUGAGGUUUAAACAGAAUCUAUUACCCGUCAUGUAUUUGACCCAAGGUGAAACACAAAAAUGGGAGGCUUUCCUUGAUCUAAGAACCCGCAGCUUCGAACAGGCCAUUAAUAAUGCUCAGGCAUUUGAAUUGGCUGGCACAGCACCUCAUGCUGAAGACUUUAAGGGAGAGCAAGGAGCCGCUCUAAUGAAAAAAGCCAAAGAUUUAGGUCAAAUAUCUCUAGUAUGGGGUGAUGACUGUAAUUCCCAACAAGCUGUUAAAUAUUUCCAAGAUAUUGGUGCUACUGCUACCUGUUACGAUAGAUCGGAUUUGUAUGUUCCCCCCAACAAAUCGAAAUCAUUUUUCAAUUCUACGGAAAUAAUGGAGGAAUUUAAAGAUCAAUGUCGUGCUUAAAUGUUAAACGAAAACAGAAAAAGCAAAUAUAUUUUUUAUAUUCCUGUUAAAAACGAAUUUUAUUAGAAAUUAUACAAACAAGUAAACAUGUUCGCUGGCGAACAUUUUUACACAAAUGAAAACUUUAAAAUUUUUAUUGUUAAAUGCUCCUGGUAUUAAACAUUUUUAGUAUUAU
Messenger RNA from Lucilia cuprina (Australian sheep blowfly), 2515 nucleotides. Its product is annotated as putative glycerophosphocholine phosphodiesterase GPCPD1 homolog 2. Gene Ontology annotation, biological process: glycerophospholipid catabolic process. Lineage: Eukaryota; Metazoa; Arthropoda; Insecta; Diptera; Calliphoridae. The record is from RefSeq and is a predicted model, not a curated record. Gene Ontology annotation, molecular function: starch binding; glycerophosphocholine phosphodiesterase activity. The coding region runs from base 160 to 2340 and encodes 726 amino acids. The transcript has 2 exons.